Spirometra erinaceieuropaei is the source of this 336-nucleotide messenger RNA. NCBI's taxonomy places the organism in Eukaryota, Metazoa, Platyhelminthes, Cestoda, Diphyllobothriidea, Diphyllobothriidae. The record is from the annotation of a GenBank genome assembly.
AUGGGACUUGUAAUUGAUCAGAAGAAGAAGAAGAAGAAGAAGAAGAAGAAGAAGAAGAAGCGAUCUCUGGAACAAGAGCUUUAUUCGCCUGACGUUUUGGAUUUUCACUUGAACCCAUCAUCAGAGAACGUGGCAGAAAAGGGUGAUUCGUGCACAGGAGUUGUAAUUAUCGUCGUCAUCGUCACUGUGGAGUUCGCGACAGAGAUUAUGGAGAUGGCAGUGAUCGACGGCGUCGGGGAACAGGAAUGUCGAGCAUCGAUUGUGAGGGUGGUUGUCGCAGUGGACGCCGUGGGGGUUGAAAGGAGGGGCAGUCGAGUAGGCAGCAGUUGGGGUUGA